CCCUAUUUUUGUACUUUAUGUCUCCUACAACUUCUACACAACAAAAGCCUGGUCAACGUAAAAAAAAAGCAGCUAGAGCAUGUAUACAUUGUCAAAAGGCACACUUAACUUGUGAUGAUUCCAGACCUUGUCAGCGAUGUAUUAAGCGAGACCUGGCAAACACUUGUACAGACGGCGCAAGAAAGAAAGCUAAGUACCUCCAAGAUACAGAUAUUGAUAAUAUAAGCUCAACUUCAAAUGAUAAUAGAUACACACAACAAAGAAGCUCACUCAUUAACGGUGCAUUUAACAAUUUAUCACAACAACAACCCUUUUUGAAUGGAGCUAAUUUGUUUAAUACAAGCCAAUUGCUUGGAUUAGACACCAACAACAACCUGAAUUAUGGCUUUGGAUCAAAUGCAACCAACUUAGAAUACUCAAUCCUUUCCAACAUGCUUGGAUCACCUCAAUUCUUAGACAACAACACAAAAAGUCCUUCUUCAGCUAGCUUAACAAAUAGCGUGUGGGCAAGCAGCCCUCCUGCUUCAUCCUCAAACAAUGGCAGCGGUAAUAGUUCAAACCCUCUUUUACAAAAUAACGCAAACACAACUCCGCCAGCAUCGUCGUACACAUCUUCCACUGUGUCCUACUUAACAGGUGAUCCUACUCUUUAUUCUCCUCAACAACAACAAAUGGAUCCUACAACAAUCACUGUUACCAAGGUCGAGAAUAGUCCCAAGUCUCACAGUGUGCUGACAACCCCACCUGUCUCGUACAAGAAACAAUUUCUACAAAAAAAUACAAGUAACUACAGCCAAUGUUAUUCCAAUUCCAUAAAACCAUUCAGUUAUGCUGAUGGCUACCAUUAUCUUAUCAACUAUGUACGACAAAAAAUGGGAAGAGAUGAAUUAAUGAGAAUAAGUAAGGCGCUUGCGCUUUUUAGACCUUCAGUGUUAGCAUCGAUGAUGAACUUAACCGAGGAUGAUUUAAUAUUUACAGAAAAAUGUUUACAGAGAACCUUAUUAGAAUACGAAAAACUGAUUAGUUAUUCUGGUACACCAACUGUAGUCUGGAGAAGAACAGGUGAAAUUGCAUUAGUAGGCAAAGAGUUUUCAUUGCUAACACAAUGGUCUCGUGAUGCAAUACUAAGCAAGAAGACAUACAUAUACGAAUUAAUGAGUAAUCCUUCUGCUGUCGAGUAUUGGGAAAAAUAUGCUCUGCAUGCAUUUGACAAUACAGACUCUGCUGUCUACAGCUCAUGCAUCCUAAUGAGCCCCACAAAAAGAGUAGUUCCCUGUACUUUUUGUUUUACCAUUAAGCGUGACAUUUUCGAUUUACCAAGCGUAAUAGUAGGCAAUUUUCUGCCGAUCCUUAGCUAAACUAAAUAUUAUUGAUAAUUAAACUAUAGAAUCCUUUGUGAACCAUAAACGUAGCCUGUGCUCUCUUUCUUUCUUUCGUUGUUUUCUACUAUAUAAUAAUAAAGUGUAAUACCUCAUGAG
This is a messenger RNA of Gilbertella persicaria, 1478 nucleotides long. RefSeq lists its product as uncharacterized. Lineage: Eukaryota; Fungi; Mucoromycota; Mucoromycetes; Mucorales; Choanephoraceae. Gene Ontology annotation, molecular function: DNA-binding transcription factor activity, RNA polymerase II-specific; zinc ion binding; RNA polymerase II transcription regulatory region sequence-specific DNA binding. Gene Ontology annotation, biological process: cellular response to starvation; regulation of DNA-templated transcription. The transcript is spliced from 9 exons. The record is from RefSeq and is a predicted model, not a curated record. Gene Ontology annotation, cellular component: nucleus. Bases 18 to 1358 code for a protein of 446 amino acids.